AACGCCGAUACUUCCAUGCCAAGCUAAAGCUGACCGAACUGUGCAAUGAUUGCAACGUCGACGAACAUGCAUGCCAAAUGCCACCCAUCGCCAAUCGCAGGGUGAGAUAACUUUGGUGAUCUUGAGAAGAUUCUUUGACCUUUUUCUUGGGAUUUUUGAUUAAUCCCAUGGCCCUGGCCGCCAUGGAAUCCAUUAUGUAUAUAAUGCAUCUGGUAGAGUGGCACCACUGCACCGGCGAGACUUCGAGUCAGCGAGUGCUCUCCACUCGUGGCGUCCACUCACCCACACUCGGCUGGCCAGUGUGCUGCGCUGCUGCUGAUGCAUAAGAAGCGGCAGCUCUGAGCUGAAACGCCUCAGCGCAGCUGCUUCCAUCCACUCGCAGUCAGUCUGUGGCUGCUGCGUCCGACACGACCAUGUAUCGGGCAGUGCUGUUCGGGGCGUGCAUCUUGCUAGUGUGCAUGGCGGCGCAUGGCGACGACCGGAGGCCGUACAUCGUCCAGAUGGACGUUUCGGCGAUGCCGGCGCCGUUCGUGGAGCACGAGGGGUGGUACCAGUCGGUGCUGUCGUCCCUGGCGGCCGCGACGGGGGAGGGCGCGCCGGAGCACCUGUACACGUACGCGCACGCCAUGCAGGGGUUCAGCGCGGUGCUCACCGCGCGGCAGCUGGAGGAGCUGAGGAGGACGGAGGGACACGUCGCGGCGUUCCCGGAGACGUACGCGCGGCUCCACACCACGCACACGCCGGAGUUCCUCGGGCUGAGCGCUGGCGCCGGCGUCUGGCCGGCGUCCAAGUUCGGAGACGACGUGAUCAUCGGAAUCGUGGACACGGGCGUCUGGCCGGAGAGCGAGAGCUUCAGAGACGCCGGCAUCCAAAAUCCCGUGCCGGCGAGGUGGAAGGGCGCGUGCGAGGCCGGCGCGGAGUUCAAUGCCUCGCUGUGCAACAGGAAGCUCAUAGGCGCGCGGUCCUUCAGCAGGGGCCUGAAGAAGAGCGGCAUCACAAUCUCGCCCGAUGACUACGACUCGCCGAGGGACUACUACGGCCAUGGCUCGCACACGUCGUCCACGGCGGCCGGCGCCGCCGUCAAGGGCGCCAGCUACUUCGGCUACGCCAACGGCACGGCGACCGGCAUCGCCCCGAUGGCUAGGGUGGCCAUGUACAAGGCCGUGUUCUCGGGCGACACGCUGGAGUCCGCGUCCACCGACGUGCUGGCCGCCAUGGACCGAGCCAUCGCCGACGGCGUCGAUGUGAUGUCGCUGUCUCUGGGAUUCCCGGAGACUUCCUACGACACCAAUGUGAUUGCCAUUGGAGCCUUCGCCGCCAUACAGAAGGGCAUCUUCGUGACGUGCUCCGCUGGGAACGACGGCUCCGACGGGUACACCAUCAUGAACGGCGCGCCCUGGAUCACGACCGUCGGCGCAUCAAGCAUCGACAGGGACUUCACCGCGACCGUCACGCUCGGCAGCGGCAGCGGCGCGAGAAGCAUCCAGGGCAAGUCGGUGUACCUGGCGAGCGCCGGCAUCGUCGGCGCGAACCUUUACUACGGUCACAACAACAAGAGCAAGCAGAGGUGCGAGUACUCCAGCCUCAGCCGCAAGGACGUGAGCGGGAAGUUCGUCUUCUGCACCGCCGGCGAGAGCUUCCGGCAGCAGAUGGACGAGGUGCAGAGCAACGGUGGCCGCGGCGCCAUCAUCGCGAGCAACAUGAAGGAGUUCCUUGAGCCGACGGACUACAUCAUGCCGAUGGUGCUUGUCACCCUGUCGGACGGCGCGGCCAUCGAGAAGUACGUGACGGCGGCUGGGACACGAGGGGCGCCCAAGGUGAGUGUCCGGUUCGUCGAGACGGAGCUCGGCGUCAAGCCGGCGCCGUCCGUGCCGUACUUCUCUUCCCGUGGGCCGAGCCAGAUCAGCCCUGCGAUCCUGAAGCCGGACGUCGUCGCGCCGGGGGUGAACAUCCUCGCGGCGUGGGUGCCCAACAAAGAGAUCAUGGAUAUUGGCAGCAAGAAGAUCUUCACCAAGUACAUGCUCGCCUCCGGCACGUCCAUGUCGUCACCGCACGUCGCCGGCGUGGUCGCCCUGCUGCGGUCGUUGCACCCGGACUGGAGCCCGGCGGUCAUCCGGUCCGCCAUGAUGACGACGGCCUACGUGAAGGACAACUCCAACAGCGUCAUCGUCACCAUGCCGAGUGGGUCACCGGGAACGCCACUGGACUUCGGCAGCGGCCACGUCAGCCCCAACCAGGCAAUGGACCCCGGCCUCGUGUACGACGUGGCGCCCGACGACUACGUCAACUUCCUUUGCGGUCUCCGCUACAGCAACCGUCAGAUAGCGGCCGUCACCGGCCGGCGAAACCCCAGCUGCGCCAGAGCAAACCUUGACCUGAACUACCCGUCCUUCAUGGUCAUCCUCAACAACACCAACUCGGCCACCCGGACGUUCCAGAGGGUACUGACCAACGUAGCGGGCUCGCCGGCGAAGUACAGCGUGUCGGUGACGGCGCCACCGGGUAUGAAGGUGACGGUGACGCCGCCGGCGCUGUCCUUCGGCGGCAAAGGCAGCACGCAGGCGUUCACAGUCACGGUGCAGGUCAGCCAGGUGAAAAGAGGAUCAGAUGACUACAAUUACAUUGGGAAUUAUGGGUUCUUGACCUGGAACGAAGUCGGAGGCAAUCAUGUUGUCAGGAGCCCAAUAGUCUCAGCAUUUGCCCAAUGAGGAAGAAAUGUUAGCAUAGCAGGAGAAAAGAAAAAAAGCGUGACAAUAGAAAAUGCAUCAAACUAUAUAUAUAAUUAGCAAGGUGAUUGGUACUAAUAGCGUGGUUAGUCUCGCUGUAAUAUUUUAUCAUAAUAAUAUUUAAUUAAAAAAUAGUAUAUUUUUAUUAUUAAUUUUA
Messenger RNA from Phragmites australis (common reed), 2883 nucleotides. Its product is annotated as subtilisin-like protease SBT1.7. Gene Ontology annotation, biological process: proteolysis. The record is from RefSeq and is a predicted model, not a curated record. Gene Ontology annotation, molecular function: serine-type endopeptidase activity. Lineage: Eukaryota; Viridiplantae; Streptophyta; Magnoliopsida; Poales; Poaceae. The transcript has a single exon. The coding region runs from base 414 to 2708 and encodes 764 amino acids.